This is a messenger RNA of Emiliania huxleyi CCMP1516, 783 nucleotides long. RefSeq lists its product as hypothetical. The transcript is spliced from 4 exons. Bases 1 to 783 code for a protein of 260 amino acids. Lineage: Eukaryota; Haptophyta; Isochrysidales; Noelaerhabdaceae. The record is from RefSeq and is a predicted model, not a curated record.
AUGAAGCACGCGGCCGCAGCGGCCGCCCGCGAUGGUGGCGCGCUGCGCUGCCUCACCUUUGAGAUCACCUCGACACUCGUCUGCCGCGUUCAAGUCCGCCUAUGGCAAGACAACGCCGAGCUUCCCAACUUUGGCGCGGCGUCGCUCGCCAACGAGCGCGAGUGGUGGCGUGCGAUGAUUCGGUCGACGCUGGACCAGGCGGGCUGCACCGAAGCGCUGGACGAUGAGACUUUCCCCCUGGUCUUUCAGCGCAUCUACUCGUCGUUCGCGUCGCCAGACGUGUGGGCCCCGUGCCCUGAGGGGGCGAGUGCGAUGCGGCACGCCAAGGAAAGAGGCCUGGUCGUCAGCACCGAGCACAGUGGCCUCGUCGUCGGCGUGUGCUCGAACGUCUACCCGCGGUACGUAGACCAAAACCUGCCUCUCCUCGGCCUGCACCGCGAUCUCGACUUUGCAGCCACGUCGUAUGAGGCCGGCGCGCUGAAGCCGAGCCGUGACGUCUUCGACGCGGCGGCGCGAAAGGCCUCGCAUGUGAACCGGCUGCUCCACGGCCGCACGCAGCCGGACGUCGCCCCGGGGCAGGCCCACACAGUGCUGCACGUCGGGGACGACCUCGAGAAGGACUACCUUGCGGCCAGGGCGGUCGGCAUGCACGCGCUCCUCUUUGACCCGGACGGAAAGGCGGCCGACCCGGCGGCGGAGCGGGGCGUGCCUGCGAGCGACGUGAUUCGCUCGCUCGCCGAGGUCCCUUCGCGGAUCGACGAGCUGCUGGGCGCAGCUGUGUAG